This is a messenger RNA of Helobdella robusta, 702 nucleotides long. RefSeq lists its product as hypothetical. The transcript is spliced from 5 exons. Gene Ontology annotation, biological process: iron-sulfur cluster assembly. The record is from RefSeq and is a predicted model, not a curated record. Gene Ontology annotation, molecular function: iron-sulfur cluster binding; iron ion binding. Gene Ontology annotation, cellular component: mitochondrion. Bases 1 to 702 code for a protein of 233 amino acids. Lineage: Eukaryota; Metazoa; Annelida; Clitellata; Rhynchobdellida; Glossiphoniidae.
AUGUUCAUACAGAGCCAUGAAACGCCCAAUCCAAACAGUAUAAAAUUUCUUCCAGGAAAGCCUGUCCUGUCAUCCGGAGAAACACUUGAUUUCUCAUCAAAAAACAAAGCAAAAAUGUCACCCUUGGCAAAACGGCUUUUUCGAAUACAAGGAAUCAAAGGAGUCUUCUUUGGACCUGAUUUUAUCACAAUAACAAAAGAUGAUGAAUGCGUUGAAUGGAUGGUUUUGAAGCCGAACAUCUAUGCAGCUAUUAUGGACUUUUAUGAAUCUGGUCAACCAAUUGUUAAAGAAAGCAAGCCAGGUGACACCAUCAAGGAUGUAGAGAACGAGAAUGCUGAAGUGAUAGAUCUCAUAAAAGAACUUCUCGACACAAAGAUAAGACCGACAGUGCAAGAAGAUGGUGGAGAUAUUCUAUUCAUUAGUUUCGAGGACGGUAUAGUGCGUGUAAAAAUGCAAGGCUCAUGCACAAGUUGUCCUAGCUCCAUAGUUACCUUGAAGAAUGGUGUACAAAACAUGCUUCAAUUCUAUGUACCAGAAGUAUUGGAUGUUGAGCAGGUCACUUUUUACCAUAUUGUUACCGUACGACAUAUUGUUACCGUACGAUGUAUUCCUAGGUAUCAUAUAAUAAUGCAUAUAAAUACGCGCCAAGUUAUUUUUGAUACGAUAUAUCUAGGCAUUAACUUGAUACAGAUAGACUUAUAA